Molecule: messenger RNA, 759 nt
Organism: Magnolia sinica
Lineage: Eukaryota; Viridiplantae; Streptophyta; Magnoliopsida; Magnoliales; Magnoliaceae
Exons: 2
Coding region: 1-759 (252 amino acids)
Source: RefSeq, a predicted model, not a curated record
AUGUCCCCUGCGUCGAUGAGAAGCAAAAUCCAGCUGAUCCAAACCCUAUCUUCGAGGGCUCUUGAAAAGAAAAUAGCCUGGAAACAGAAGUCAAGAGCAAAGUGGCUCAAUAAGGGCGACAAGAACAGCCGCUACUUCCACAGAAUUGCUAACAUCCAUGCCAGCUGCAACAAAGUUUCCAGCCUAGACCACCUCCGGAUAGAUAGCAUCUCGUCGGACGAAGCUUCUCAGCUGGAAGCACCAUUUUCAAUUGAAGAGGUGAAGUCUGUAAUUGAUUCUCUCAGCAGUGAAAAGGCCCCAGGGCCGAAUGGUUUUCCCAUUAUGUUUUUCCAACGUUGUUGGAAGGUCAUAAGGGCAGAUGUGAUGGCUUUCUUCAAGGAGUUCUUUGAUAGAGGCAGACUGUCCAAAGGUUUAGGAGCAUCCUUCAUCACCCUUAAUCCCAAAAUGCCAGGGGCUGCCUCCUUUAAGGACUUCAAAUCGAUCAGUUUGGUUAGAGGGCCAUACAAAAUCCUGGCGAAAGUUCUCACCUCUUGGCUCAAGCAGGUGAUCGACAGGGUUAUUUCAGGCCACCAAAGCGCCUUCAUAACCGGGAGACAGAUAAUCGACAGCGCGUUAAUAGCAAAUGAGUGUCUUAAUUCAAGCCACCGAUCUGAGGUGAAGAGUCUGGUGUGUAAGAUAGAUAUCGAGAAAGCUUACGAUCAUGUCGAUUGGAAUUUCCUCGACUACAUGAUGAAGAGGAUGGGUUUUGGGGACAAAUGA